Messenger RNA from Chelonia mydas (Green sea turtle), 1358 nucleotides. It is a transcript of the gene CDK5R2, whose product is annotated as cyclin dependent kinase 5 regulatory subunit 2. Gene Ontology annotation, biological process: positive regulation of cyclin-dependent protein serine/threonine kinase activity; brain development; activation of protein kinase activity. NCBI's taxonomy places the organism in Eukaryota, Metazoa, Chordata, Testudines, Cheloniidae. The transcript has a single exon. Gene Ontology annotation, cellular component: cytoplasm; protein kinase 5 complex. The record is from RefSeq and is a predicted model, not a curated record. Gene Ontology annotation, molecular function: protein kinase binding; cyclin-dependent protein serine/threonine kinase activator activity. The coding region runs from base 163 to 1143 and encodes 326 amino acids.
GCCGCUGGUGCAGAGCCCAGAUCGGGCGCGGCAGCCGCAGCGGCGCGUCCUCCGGCUCCGCCCGGCGCCCUCCCAUGGCCGGUGCCUGCUCCUGGCUUCCAGCCGCGCCCUAGACCGCUCGGCUCCGGCCCGUCCCAGCGCCCGGGGGAGGAAGGAGCGAGGAUGGGCACGGUGCUGUCCCUCUCCCCGCCCGCCGCCUCGGGGAAGGGCGGCGGCGGGGGGCCCCUGGCGCAGGGGGCUGCCCCGGCCAGGGCGCACGGGAAAGGCGAGAGCCGGCUGAAGCGGCCCGGGGUGCUGAUCUCCGCCCUCACCUGGAAGCGCCUGGUGGCCGCCUCGGCCAAGAAGAAAAAAAACGCCAAGAAGGUGACCCCCAAGCCGGGCAGCGGGGGGGCCCGGCCCGACCCGCUGGUGCAGCAGCGUAACCGCGAGAACCUGCGCAAGGCCCUGGGGGCGCCGCAGGCGGCGGGCGCGCCCGGCCCCAAGCAGGGGCCCCUGGCCGUGCCAGUGCCCACGGUGCCCGCCGCCCCGCAGGAGCUGCAGCCGGGCGGGGGCAAGCCGCCGCCGCCCCCUCCGCCGCCGCCGCCCCCGCCGCCCGGCAGCCGCGCCCCGGGCUCCCCGCGCCGGGUCAUCGUCCAGGCCUCCACCGGGGAGCUGCUUCGCUGCCUGGGGGACUUCGUGUGCCGCCGCUGCUACCGCCUGAAGGAGCUGAGCCCCGGCGAGCUCAUCGCCUGGUUCCGCAGCGUGGACCGGGCGCUGCUGCUGCAGGGCUGGCAGGACCAGGGCUUCAUCACCCCGGCCAACCUGGUGUUCGUCUACCUGCUGUGCCGCGAGGCGCUGCGGGGCGAGGAGAUCGGCAGCCAGGGCGAGCUGCAGGCCGCCUUCCUCACCUGCCUCUACCUGGCCUACUCCUACAUGGGCAACGAGAUCUCCUACCCGCUCAAGCCCUUCCUGGUGGAGGGCGACAAGGAGCGGUUCUGGGAGCGCUGCCUGGCCCUCAUCCAGCGCCUCAGCGCCAAAAUGCUGCAGAUCAACUCGGACCCGCACUACUUCACCCAGGUCUUCCAGGACCUCAAGAGCGAAGGGGAGACCGGCGGCAGGAGGGACUCCGGCCCCAAGCCCUGGACUAUCAGCCUGGACCGCUAGGAGGUCCCUGGGGCUCCCUCCCUCUGCCCCCACCGCCGCCAGGGAGCUGCCCGCUGGAGGGGGAGCGGCUGGACUUCCCUUCCCCCCAACGUCGCCCGCCGGAGCCGCCUCCAAAAACUGCCCAACCCCUGGAGCUGCCGAGGAGGCAGCGAGGACCGGGCCUGUGUGAAGGCGGCGGGGAGGGGAGGGACACUGCCGGUUCGCAUCUCCUGGGG